Lichtheimia ornata is the source of this 660-nucleotide messenger RNA. RefSeq lists its product as uncharacterized. Lineage: Eukaryota; Fungi; Mucoromycota; Mucoromycetes; Mucorales; Lichtheimiaceae. The transcript is spliced from 3 exons. The coding region runs from base 1 to 660 and encodes 219 amino acids. The record is from RefSeq and is a predicted model, not a curated record.
AUGACAGCAGACGAUACCAACCAUCUUGAAUCGAGUGACGCCAUGGUCAUCGAUUCGCCUGAAGUGAAGCAAGAGGAAACGCCCAUGGUGCUUAGCCCUGAACAGGAACGAGUGCGUGCCAAGCAAGAGUGGAUCAAGCAAUUCAGACUCAAGUUCUGCAUUCGACCCGACUUUGAAAUCACAAAGAAUAUUAUUCACCCGGAUGGCACGUUGAAUCAAGACUAUUUUCGACCUCCUCGUGGUGCCAAACGUCAACCUACUCGCAAGUGGACGGAUGCUGAAAAGGAUUUGCUUAUUGAGGGCAUUGAGAAAUAUGGCAUUGGUAAUUUUGGUGAGAUCUCUAAGGAAUUGCUGCCAAAAUGGACAACCAAUGAGCUACGCAUCAAAUGUAUACGAUUGAUUGGACGACAAAACCUGCAACUCUAUCGUGGAUGGAAGGGCAACGCGGAUGAUAUUGCACGUGAAUACGCUUACAACAAGGAGCUUGGCAACAAGCAUGGUACUUGGAAGCAAGGUGUGCUCGUUUAUGAUGACGAUGGCAAGGUUGAGAAGGAACUACGUGAAUAUCACAAGAAGGAUCAAGACAAGGGCAAGCAAAAGAUGGAUUCAUCCAACAAGAAAAAGACCCAAUCCAGUGAUGAGGAUGUGGAAAUGAGCUAG